Molecule: messenger RNA, 1428 nt
Organism: Trichomonas vaginalis G3
Lineage: Eukaryota; Parabasalia; Trichomonadida; Trichomonadidae
Exons: 1
Coding region: 1-1428 (475 amino acids)
Source: RefSeq, a predicted model, not a curated record
AUGACUUCUCCAUUUGUUUUGGUGAAGAUUCUAAAACUUUAUCAAAAGGAAUAUUAUGAUGAAUAUGUUUUACCUUUAUUACGUAAGCCAAAAAUAACAUUUGAUAUCAAACUUGAUGACUCGUUUUUGAUAACAGAUAUUAGACGCAAGGCUGAAAAUCAUCAGUAUAAAAACAGUUCUGAAGUAAUUGAGGAUUUAUCACGUGUAAUUCGUUUUGUAGAUUGUGGAAACAAAUAUUUCAUUCAAAAGGACUAUAAUAUCCACGACAAAAUGAAUCAAAUAUCAUUCGUUCUUCAAUCAAACAUGAAAGAGUCACUCAAAAUGAUUAAAUUAUUUAAAGAAGAAGGUAAAACCAUAACAGCAUGGGAUGUACUACUAAAUCAAUUGUCUUCAUUAACUGUUAAGGGUGUUUGCUUUAAAUCUGAUUCCCCAGAUGUUUUCUCAACGUUUCAGGGUUAUAAAUACAACAUUCUCGAAAAGCCUGAUUACUCAAAAAUUGAGAUGUUUAUGGAUUUCAUUAAAGAAGCCAUUUGUGAUAAUAAUGAUGAAGUGUAUAAAUACCUUCUCGGGUGGAUUGCAUCAAUGAUUCAACAUCCUGGAAUCAAGAAUGAAACAGCAAUUAUUUUGAAAGGACUUCAGGGAACAGGUAAAAACAGAUUCACAGACAUUAUUUCUGAACUCCUCGCCGGUUAUUCAUGUAAAAACAUUACUGAAAUAAGUGAGCUAACGGGUAAUUUCAACUCAGUAGUUGAAAAUAAAAUGUUUCUUGUACUUAAUGAACUCAAGAAUGUAGGUGAAGACAGACUUGCAAACUUCAACGCUUUGAAAUCAAUUAUUACGGAUAAUGAGAUUAGAAUUAAUGAAAAGAAUCAACCCAGAAGAACUGCUCAGAAUGUUGCAAACUUCAUUUUCGUAACUAACAACGUCUACCCUGUCAAAAUUGAAGUUGGAGACAGAAGAUACGUAGUUUUAAGAGUUAAUGGUAAAUUCAAGGGUCAAUUUGAUUACUUCAAGAAUUUAAUGGAUUCAUGCACUAAGGAAUUUUAUGAUAACCUUUUAACAUAUUUUAUGCAAUAUGACCUUUCAUCAUUUAAUGUACGAAUCAUACCGAUGACUGAAGCCAAACAAGAUUUAAUCGAGUUAUCAACAAAUCCUUUAGAUGAAUGGAUAUAUACACAUUAUGAUGAAUUGUGUGCAGGUAUGACAUGUAAAAAUGCUCUAUUCUGCAAACCAUCAGACAUGAAAGACAAGAAUUUCCAAAUGAGCAUUAAGGAUAAAUGUGAAAGGAAACAAAGAAAAAUAGAUGGUAAACAGACAUGGUAUUAUGUUUUGAAAGAAGAAAUGAAAGGAUUAUAUAAACAGGUUGAACCAAACGAUAAUGAGGAUUCAUUUACUGACGAUGAAAUACCUGUAAAUGAAGCUUUAUAA